UUCAUCUUUCACAGAACAAGACCCUUAGCACAAAGUUUUAAUCAUUGUUGUAAGUCUACAAUAUUAUUACCUAUGUUGGAGAAUCUAAAGCAUUGGUAUCGAACUGUACUCGUCAAGAUUUCUCAGAAUCUGACGAAAGAAGAGAGAAAAGAACUCUUAUUUUACUGCAAAGACUAUAUUCCUAAGAGUUUUUCGAGUUUUUCCGCAGGCGUUCAAAUUUUUGAUCGCUUGGAAGACGCAGAAGUGAUUUCGUUGGAGAAACUCAACUUCCUGACGGAGUUCGCCCGCGCAAUAAACAGGCAAGAUCUUGUCACCCAGCUGACUGCAUUUGAAUUGACAAGAGAACUGGUGUUCUACGCUUUGAAAAGGCGAGGUUUUGAGUCGUCUAUGUAUUCGUCGACUGCCAGUGUGGGACUCCAUUUAGCGAAAAUGGUGGAUCUUGUCCAAGAUCGAGCUGAUGUUCCAGCCCAAGGAUUAAUCAAGUCCCUCCUUAAUUCCCAGAUAAAAGCCUCUGAUGUUUUUGACGUCAUCAGCAGUAAAUCUUUGCCUAAUGCCGAUGAGACCAAGCCGAACACCAGAGCCUUGCUCGUCGCCAUUGCUGCUGAGAUUGUCUCGCUGGUGUUUGCUGAGAACCAAAAGCAAGACAAUCGUCAGAAGUUUGCGUUGGACUUCGCCAUCGAGCUGGCUAACCAUUUAUAUCUUAGGGUGGCCAACUUUGGAAGCUGGAAAGACUUUUGCCUAUUUGUUGAAGAACGACACAAUCAGCAUUUCUGCGAGCCUGUCGCUGAACCAGCACGUGACUUGUUAUGGCAGUUGGCGUUGACCGAUCUGGUAGGCACGAUGAAGGAGGUUUACUUCAGUUCCUAAAAAUGGUAGACUCCCAUAACCGAUAAGUAGGUUAUCUAACUUGAUUACGUAGUAUAAUUGUGUCAGAUUUUUAGAAUAGUUUAAGUAAGUAAGUCAGGGGAAAAAUAUAUGGGUAUUAUAUUUCAAUUUAUAUUAGAAUUUGAUAUUGGAAUUUAGGCAAACCAAACUCAUGAAGAUAAGAUGCUUACUAAUAUACCCUUUUUUAGUUUUCUCAAAAAGCGUGGUUAAUUUUUUAGAAAUGUUUGUUAAGAGAAAUUUGAGAAUUCAUCUAUUACACUUAGCCUAAAGCUUGUUUCUGAGAAUUAGAAAUUUAGUUCUAUUCCGUUCAAUUCCAAAACAUAAAUUGAAGAAGCCAGUGAAGAUAUCUCACGGUGAAAAGUGAAAAUAUGUAUCAUUUAUGCCUACGAGAAAUUAAUGGUGGCAAUUUUACGGCAGAUUCUAAAGCAGAUUGACCCAUACGCUUGUCAUGCUUGACCAGGUUUCGAAAGAGAAUAUGCUCCUAUCACAUACCUGGAAAGGUCAUUUUUGGCGCAAUAUGAGUCAUGUUUGAAUGGUCUAAUUUCGUGUGAAGCGAAUCGGCCAAUACGCCCGUCCUGUUUGACCAGAUUUCGAAAGAAUAUGCUCCUAUUUUAUACCUGGAAAGGUUAUGUUUUGGGCAAUACUAGUCUGUUUCAGUGGUCUACCUUCGUGUGAAACGGAUCAGCUAAUACGCUCUUCCUGUUUGACCAAAUUUCGAAAGAAAAUGCUCCUAUUUUAUACCUGGAAUGGUAAUUUUUUGCGCGAUAUGAGUCUGUUUAAAUGGUCUAAUUUCUUGUGAAGCGGAUCGACCAAUACGCUCGUCCUGUUUGACCAGAUUUCGAAAGAAUAUGCUCCCAUUUUAUACCUGAAAAGGUACUUUUUUACGAGAUAUGAGUCUGUUUCAAUGGUCUACUUUCGUGUGAAACGAAUCGGCCAAUACGCUCGUCCUGUUUGACUAGAUUUCGAAAGAAAAUGCUCAUAUUUUAUACCUGGAAAGGUACUUUUUGCGAGAUAUGAGUCUGUUUGAAUGGUCUAAUUUCUUGUGAAGCGGAUCGACCAAUACGCUCGUCCUGUUUGACAAGAUUUUGAAAGGAAAUGCUCCUAUUACAUACCUGGAAAGGUAAUUUUUGGCGUGAUAUGAAUCUGUUUCAAUGGUCUACUUUCAUGUGAAACGGAUUGGCCAAUACGCUCGUCCUGUUUGACCAGAUUUUUAAAGAAAAUACUCCUAUUACAUACCAGACAAGGUAAUUUUUGGCGCGAUAUGAGUCUACCCAAAGAAAAUUUUUGUAUCACUUUCUUGGAAAGGUGAAUGUUUGCGCAACAUAAAAUCAAAGUGGUCUAUCCAAAAGGUACAUACUUCCCUCAUUCAAUGGAAAUGUCUCUUAACUGAAAUGGUUAAGUGGUUACUCCUGAUAUUAAGCUGUACAUGUAUUUUGCUUCGUUCUGAUGACAUUUGUUCUGAUUAUAUUUCAUACCUGCAUGAUCCACAGGCCAUUUGGCCGUGUGUCACAUGGUAACUAAGUACACAAAGACAGUUUAUAAGGAAUUGUUGCUUUGGAAGAUGAAAAUGGCUGCUUAUUUGUGUUGCAACAAAGGCUCGUAUUUUCACAUUUGAGCUGAUGUCUUCUAAAAUUUUGCCGACGUCUCUUUUUACAACGAAUGUGUGCUAGGAUACAGUAGUUGGUAUCAGUGGUACAAUUCAGGAAAGGUCAAGUGACCUCAGUUUAAAAAAAAAAUAGAAAAACCUCUUCGAAGUGUCUCGAAGAUCAGUGAUUGAAUACUGGUCAAGUGACACAUUUUUAAAGACAAUUAGACUGGUUUGAUAUUAGAACUUACAUAAGGUUUUGUAGGUAGAUGUAAAAUCUCUUAAUAAUUUCGUUUUGAUAGCUCUUCAACAAUUACGUGUGUAUGAGCGUUGACUCAUAGGUUAAGUGGGAAAGUGUAUAUUCGGGAAUUUGUUCUCAGAUUACAAAACCUUGAUUACAAAACCUUGAUGAUACUUUUUUUGAUUAAUGAAUGGCUUAAUGUCUGAUAGAUGUUCUCCUUGGUAUUUAGUUAUUUUUCAUGUUGUAAGUUGACAAACGGCUUUAUAUAUAUUAAAGAGUUUGAAUCGAAACUCGGUUUCGCUAACACAGAUCUGGACACUUUCUUGCUCUGAAAUAUUGAAGAAAAUAGAACUGAAAAAAUGAUUGUUAUUAAUUUGUGAAACAUAAGAAUCAGUUGAUUUUCAUUCCAAUUUGAUUUUCAUUUCGCUUUGACGAAGGGCAAACGCUUGAAACAACAGCUUAGAAACUCAUCAAUUUACGGUGACCGACUCAUACUAUCACGAUCUCAGCUGAUAAAACCAAAUUAUGUUUAUUUUCAUUGGUAUGUUAAGACACGAAGAAUAGAAACUAGGGACUUUGAUGAGUAGCUAAUACUGUCAAGGCAAAGUGAAAACGUUAAGAACCGUUGUAUCCUGAUCAUGUUAGCGUUCCGAUGUUUUGUGGGUAAUGGCCGCUUGUCAACUUGCACAUCUUUAGAAUUUAUCAUGAGUUAUAGGGUCAAUAGCUUGUCAGAUGUAGUGAUCUAAAAAUAGGGUGAUUCAAUAAAGUAUGAAAAGUUG
Messenger RNA from Stylophora pistillata, 3490 nucleotides. RefSeq lists its product as uncharacterized. Lineage: Eukaryota; Metazoa; Cnidaria; Anthozoa; Scleractinia; Pocilloporidae. The record is from RefSeq and is a predicted model, not a curated record.